Messenger RNA from Megalops cyprinoides (Indo-Pacific tarpon), 2156 nucleotides. Its product is annotated as neutral amino acid transporter B(0)-like. Gene Ontology annotation, molecular function: L-aspartate transmembrane transporter activity; neutral L-amino acid transmembrane transporter activity; symporter activity. The record is from RefSeq and is a predicted model, not a curated record. The coding region runs from base 161 to 1798 and encodes 545 amino acids. Gene Ontology annotation, cellular component: plasma membrane. Gene Ontology annotation, biological process: L-aspartate import across plasma membrane. The transcript is spliced from 8 exons. Lineage: Eukaryota; Metazoa; Chordata; Actinopteri; Elopiformes; Megalopidae.
AAAAGGAGGAACCACCAGUUAUACACACACGCGGGCAGCGCCGGCGUCGCUCACGAACUAAAGAAAACUUCCGAAAAGACUGUGCACUUUUAAGGCUUGUAGUUAAAAACUUUAGAGAGAAUUUUGUUUUUAAUCUGCAGUAUUAUAUACUGAAAUCACCAUGGCACAAAGAAUAGCGAUGGAGGACGAGGUGAAGACGGCAAAUGGUGAGGCGCACGAACUCCCGCUGGUCAACGGUUUGGCUGGCCAUCCGAAGAAAACCGAAGUACCGCUUUCAGAGAAAGUGCAGAAGAUUUUACGGGCCAAUAUCCUGGUGAUCCUAACCGUGGCCGGAGUCAUAAUCGGGGUCUUUAUUGGACUCGGGGUGCGCAGCGCAGAACUGAACAAAACGCAAAUUGCCCAGUUUGGCUUCCCGGGCGAGCUGCUCAUCCGCUUGUUGAAAAUGAUCAUCAUUCCCUUGGUCGUGUGUAGUCUUGUGUCCGGAGCGGCCAGCAUCGACCCCAAAGCCUUGGGCAAACUUGGCGGCUGGGCGAUGCUCUUCUUCUCGGUGACCACCCUGAUUGCGUCAGCUAUCGGCGUUGUCAUGGCUUACAUCAUUAAACCUGGAUAUGUCUCUGGCUCCAAACCAAUUGUCUCAGGGAUUGGCGGUGGGGUACCACAAUCCAAAGAAAUUGUGGACUCCUUUUUGGACUUGAUAAGGAACCUUUUUCCCUCCAAUCUGGUGGCAGCUGCUUUCCAGUCGUAUGGCACCGAAUACAUCAUGGUGAAAGUGGAGAAGAACAUAACGGAUGAGAUGGGAAACAUUUUAAACCACACCUGGGAAAAGGUGCCGGUGGGAAAGGACGCAGACGGCAUGAACAUCCUGGGGCUCGUGGUGUUUGCCAUCGUGUUUGGCGUGGCGCUGAGAAAGCUGGGUGAGGAGGGUGAGAUCCUCAUCAAGUUCUUCAACUCCUUUAACGAAGCCACCAUGGUGCUGGUGUCCUGGAUUAUGUGGUACGCCCCCCUUGGUAUCAUGUUCCUGGUGGCGGCUAAGAUCGUGGAGAUGGAGGAUGUGGGCACGCUGUUCGCCAGCCUGGGGAAGUACAUCGCCUGCUGUGUGAUUGGCCACUUUGUUCACGGCCUGCUGGUCCUGCCGCUCAUCUACUUUAUCUUCACACGCAAGAACCCCUACACCUUCCUGUGGGGGCUGGUCACUGCUCUGGCCACCGCCUUCGGUACCUCCUCCAGCUCCGCCUCCCUGCCGCUGAUGAUGAAGUGCGUGGAGGAGAAGAACGGCGUGUCCAAGCACAUCAGCCGCUUCAUCCUGCCCAUCGGGGCCACGGUCAACAUGGACGGGGCGGCGCUCUUCCAGUGCGUGGCCGCCGUCUUCAUCGCCCAGCUCAACGACGUCCCGCUCAACUUCGUCCAGGUCAUCACCAUCCUAGUGACAGCCACAGCGUCCAGUGUGGGAGCAGCGGGGAUCCCAGCCGGGGGAGUGCUGACCCUGGCCAUCAUCCUGGAGGCAGUGGGACUGCCCACUAAUGACAUCUCCCUCAUCCUCGCCGUGGAUUGGCUAGUUGACCGGACCUGCACAGUCAUCAAUGUGGAGGGCGACGCCUAUGGGGCGGGGCUACUGCAGUACUUUGUGGAUCGCCAGGCGAGCCUUGAGAAGGGGGCGGAGCUCAGCCGCGUCAAGGUGGAGGAGGGCGCGCCCACCCGGCCAGAGGAUGUGCCCCUCAUAGCGAAGAGCGAGAAGGACCUGGAGGAUGGCAUCACGCUCACAGCGGUGCGCUCCAUGCCAGAGGAGUCCAUCAUGUAGGGACAUAUGGCCGAACCUGUUUGCUCCUUCCCCACAGAGUCCACCCGUACAGGGGCAGGUCAGGGGGGCCCUAACAACCGCCCAUAAUUGUCCUCUUUCCCAACCUCUCCUGGCCUACAUUAAUGAACAGGGGCUGAUGGGAAGAGGGAGGGGUCAAUAGACUCAUACUGCCAUGUAUCUUUUUUUAAACCAAUAGCCAGCAGGGCCCUCGUCCUAUCUAUCCUCAGGUUUUUAUGUCUUGAGGGGCUGGUCCUUAGCCUUUGAGGUUCUCGGUCUUGUCUCAAAGUAUUUUCCUUUUUGUGCCGGCAGCCUUGAGAAGGCGAGCCUAAACAUCCCCUCCAGGGUUUUUUUUUUUUUU